Messenger RNA from Protopolystoma xenopodis, 426 nucleotides. Lineage: Eukaryota; Metazoa; Platyhelminthes; Monogenea; Polystomatidea; Polystomatidae. The record is from the annotation of a GenBank genome assembly.
AUGCAUCUGAGUGCUGAGUGGCUUUGCUUUUAUUUUCUUCUUAUUCGCGCGUGCUUGGCAUUCCAAGAUCCUUUUUCACUUUUCCCAAAAGAGGUCAAAGUUCCUCCUGGUCCGAAAGAGAUUGGAACUUCUGUUAGUGUUCGAACCCAUAGUUCAUGUGAUGAAAAUCGCUCAAAUCAGUUGAAUCAUUUUUUGUUUGCUCAACAAUUCUACCGCUUGUAUUCUAUGGCAGUUGCACAAAGGGCUGCAAUCCUCUCGCGUUACAGUAAUGGUCCUCCAGACUCCUGCAUACCUGAGUCUGAUCGAACCAUCUGGCACAAAAUAUUCCAUAGAUUUAGUCUAAGAACUGAUGAUAACUGCGAACUUUACUAUCAAGCAAUAUCCACGACGCCUAUCUCGAGUAUACAUUCUGGCAGACCCGCGUAA